CCAGCCACAUCAGAAAGCGAGAAUGGUAAAGCGAGAGUGACACUCAUUCUGAUCAUCUCCUCUUCGGUGUUGGUAGGACUUAUCAGCUACUUAUCAGUUUCCUGGAAGUUCCUAACAUCUCCUGUUACUAUACUAAAGCCUUCUGACACCCCUUUGCUAGUUACUGCCUUGCUGGUGGUUCAUCCAUCGACAUAGCAAUGGCGUGCUCAUCACUGGCUGCGGCGUCCAGCGGGCUUUCUUUCGCGUCUCCAGCAGUCACUGGCUUAGUCUCCCCCAGCAUUGCGAGAGGAGAGGUUCUAAGGUCCUCUCCGCCACAUGCGGUGCGCGUGGCUCCGCGAGGAGCGGCGCUUGUGGUGGCAGCGGUGGCGACGUCAGCGCCAGUGGCGGGAGGAGCAGAUCAGCAGCAGCAGCGGCGGCAGCUAGAGGCGCUACCGCUGUCGCAACUGCGCGCCAUGGCUCGCGCUCGGGGCGUUUCCGGGGGCGGCUCCAAGGCGGAUCUCGUUUCAGAUCUGCUCCGCGCCACUGAGCGGAGCGCGUCUUCCGCUCCACAGCCCGCCUCCGCCGCUUCCGCGCAGCCCACCAGCGCCCCUCAAGCGGCGGUAGUGCCGGCGGCAGCGCCGGCGGCGGAAGCGCAGGGCCUGGAGAAGCGGCUGCAGGCGACGCCCUUGGCUGCUCUUCGCGCCAUGGCGCGGCAAAAAGGGGUCCAGGGGAACACCAAGGAGGAGCUCGUUGCCGCACUCAUUGCCGCAACACCCUCUCUCCCCUCUUCAGCGCCCACCCGCUCUGCUUCCACCUCCUCGCCCUCCGCCUAUUCGUCCGCGUCCGCUCCCGCUCCCUCCAAUGGCUCCGCUGCAGUCUUCGCUCCUGCCCGCGCGGCUGCUGCUGCCGCCAAGCCCAACCCGGCGACGCUCGUUGCUGAGGCCCCUGUCCCCGCGCCACUGAACAUUCCGUUCCAGUCCGAAUUCAGCACACCACUGACACCAGUGCAGGCGGCUCAGCUGCAGGUGGAGCUGGCGUCGCUGCGGGAGGCGAUGGCAGCGCUACAGGCGGACCAGAAGGUGAUAGCGGCCGACCGGGAGGGGCUCAGAGAGCAGGCGGGCUUCCUGCGCAACCUGCUCAUAGGGGGCAUUGGCCUCGCUGCCGUGCCGUUGCUGCUGCCGGCUCAGAUUGCCACCACUGCUGCCACUGGGGGAGCUGUUGCAGGUGCAUCCGCUGGGGGUGUGGCUCAGACCCCUCCACCGCCUCAGGAGCCUGCUCCUGAGGUACGUCAGCUGUCCCCGGAGGACUUCUGCUCUACUCUGCCUGCAAACCUGCUCUCGCCCCAAGCUGCCCGGUUCUGUUCUGCUGUCAACCAAAUGGGGCUGUGAGCAACUAUGGCUGCCCAUCUCUAUGGCUGCCCUGCCCUGGAUCUGCUAGUGCCGUUAUUGCUCAUUUUGGCUGCCUGGAUGAGUGUUGGGAGUGUGCUUCGUGAGGCAGUUCCCAUGCCAAGUGUAGGAGAUGUGUUGAAUCAAUAUGCAUUUAUGAGUACAUUGUUUGGGAUCAGAAAAUAUUCAAGCAAAAAAUAUGUUCCUUAUGG
Molecule: messenger RNA, 1576 nt
Organism: Closterium sp. NIES-67
Lineage: Eukaryota; Viridiplantae; Streptophyta; Zygnematophyceae; Desmidiales; Closteriaceae
Source: the annotation of a GenBank genome assembly